Trifolium pratense (red clover) is the source of this 2463-nucleotide messenger RNA. Its product is annotated as protein FAR1-RELATED SEQUENCE 5-like. The transcript is spliced from 2 exons. The record is from RefSeq and is a predicted model, not a curated record. Gene Ontology annotation, molecular function: zinc ion binding. Lineage: Eukaryota; Viridiplantae; Streptophyta; Magnoliopsida; Fabales; Fabaceae. The coding region runs from base 1 to 2463 and encodes 820 amino acids. Gene Ontology annotation, biological process: regulation of DNA-templated transcription.
AUGAAUUCAUCAUCAAUUUCGGUAGUCGAUUGUGUCGAUAAAUGGGUGAACAAUAUCCAUGAACAAAAUGUGCAACCUGGGCAAGACAGUAUUGUCGAUAGCGAACCAUACUUGGAAAUGAAGUUUGACUCUGAGGCAGCUGCUUAUGAUUUUUAUAAUGAGUACAGUAAAAAACUUGGAUUUGGUAUUCGCAAAGAAUAUGUAAACAAAAGCAAAAAGGAUGGAGUCUUAACUUCAAGAAAAUUCACAUGCUUCAAAGAGGGCAUACGAGGUGUUGACAAAAGACGUCAGCCGACGGGGGAGCGCAAUAGAGCAGAAACUAGAACGGACUGCCAAGCGCGUAUGGUUAUUCGACUUGAUCGGAAGAUAGGGAAAUAUAAGGUUGUUGACUUUGUAGCUAAACACAACCACCCUCUUCAGCCACAAAAGUAUGUUCACAUGAUUCGCUCUCAUCGGCGCAUAUUUGAGGUACAAGCAUCACAAAUUGUAUUGGGGGAUCAAUCUGGAUUAAGACCAAAAGGUUUACAUGAAUAUAUAUCAAAGCAAGCUGGUGGGUUAGAGACAGUUGGUUUUACAAAACAAGACCUUAAGAAUUACCUUCGAACCAAAAGGAUGCAUUCACUAAAGUUUGGUGAAGUGGGUGCCUUGAUUAAGUAUUUCAAACAUGAAAGUGAAAAUCCCUCAUUCUUCUAUGAUUUUCAAAUGGAUGUUGAUGAUGAAAUAACAAAUAUAUUUUGGGCUGAUGCACAAAUGAUAAAUGAUUAUGGGUAUUUUGGUGAUGUCAUCACUUUUGAUACCACGUAUAAGACAAAUAAGGAUUAUCGGCCAUUGGGAGUAUUUGUAGGACUUAAUAAUCACAGGCAAACAAUCAUUUUCGGGGCAGCAUUGUUAUAUGAUGAAACAAUCCCUUCUUUUCAGUGGUUAUUUGAAACUUUUCUCAAAGCAAUGGGUGGAGCAAAGCCUAAAACAAUUCAAACAGAUCAAGAUGCCGCAAUGGCGAAAGCUAUUUCUUUAGUUAUGCCGGAAACAUUUCAUGGACUGUGCACUUGGCAUAUAAGACAAAAUGCUAUAAGGCAUGUGAACCAUCUAUAUCAAAAGAGUUCACAAUUUGGUAAGGAUUUUGAAGCAUGCAUAGAUCUACACGAAGAGGAAGGUGAAUUUUUACAAGCAUGGAGUUCUUUACUUGUUGAGUAUAAUGUUUCAGAAGGUUCGUGGUUGCAUACGAUUUUUCAAUUGAAGGAAAAAUGGGCAUGGACUUAUGUUCGGAAAACAUUCACAGCGGGUAUGAGGUCUACUCAGUUAAGUGAGAGUUUUAAUGCUGAUUUGAAAAACUAUUUGAAGUCGGAUUUAAAUUUGGUACAAUUUUUUACACACUUUAAAAGGGCUGUCAAUGGUAGACGAAACAAUGAGUCAGAAGAGGAAUAUGCGUCAAGACAUAAGUUGCCUAGAUUGAUGAACAAGGCACGUAUGCUUGUACAAGCUGGAAAAGUUUACACUCCAAAAAUAUUUGAGGAAUUCCAAGCGGAAUAUCAGGAAUAUCAAGACACUUGCAUAAAAGAGGUGAAAGAAGGUUUGUAUGUUGUUACAAAUUAUGAUAAUGCAAAAGAGAGGAUGGUGAUGGGAAAUAUUCAGGAACAAGGAGUUUCUUGUGAUUGUCGUAAAUUUGAGACGCAUGGAAUCUUAUGUAGUCAUGCUCUGAAAGUCUUAGAUGUCAUGAAUAUUAAGUUAAUUCCUGAACACUAUAUACUAAAGAGAUGGACAGGAGAUGCAAGGUUGGGAAGUAAUAAAGAUUGGCAAGGGAAACAUGUUGAAUUAGACGUAAAAGCCGAUUUCAUGAAGCGAUACAAUGAGUUAUGUCCUCGAAUGAUUAAGCUGAUCAACAAAGCUUCAGUUGAUCAUGAAACUUACACAUUUUUGUCCAAAGUUUCUGAAGAGUCCAACAAAAUAAUCGAUGAUAUAUUGGAAAAAAAGCAUGUGGACAAAGAAGCAAGUGGAGUGGUUCAUGUAUCCAUAUCAAUUGCAAAUGAUGAAAUUGAGAACAAUGUGGACACUGUUGGUGGGGCAGCCGGCAUAAAGAAGCGAGAUUGUUCACAUAAGAAGAAAAAACGAGCUAAAUCUUGGGUUGAGAGAUUAGAUAGAAAGAGAAAGACAUGCUUAUCAUCAAACAAAAAAAGACAGUCGUCGCAUCAGCAAGCAAUGUUAUCACAAUCCAGUCAAGUUGAUACGUCGAGACUUGAAGCUAUGUUGACACCAUCAGACCAAGUUGACACAUUGGGUCUUCAACAUCAAGCAACAAGUCAAUUUGGCACAUUGGGAUUUCAAGGCUUGUUGACACCAUCAAGCCAAGUUGACACAUUAGGUCUUCAACAUCAAGCAACAAGUCAAUUUGGCACAUUGGGAUUUCAAGGCAUGUUGACACAUUCAAGUCCAGUUGACAUAUCAGGACUUCGCAAUUUCUUUUAG